Molecule: messenger RNA, 2823 nt
Organism: Periconia digitata
Lineage: Eukaryota; Fungi; Ascomycota; Dothideomycetes; Pleosporales; Periconiaceae
Source: the annotation of a GenBank genome assembly
ACGCCCAACACCAACAUGAGCCCCUCUCAGCAGCAACACAUCCCCGACGGGCUCACUUCUCAUCUCCACAAUCAGCCCGAGGGUUCAAUGACUCCCGCCGGCCGGAAACGUGUUGGAUUCAGACAAGAUAUUGCUCCUCCCACUCGCACACCAGAGGAUAUUUCGCCAACUAGAACGCCUCUUCGAAGAGCGGACGUGUCUCACGAAGAACUGGCACAGUCAGUCCACAUGGCUUUGGCACCCCUGUAUACUGGAGAAGUACCCCUCACCCAGGAUGUGCAGAAGCCACGCCCCGCAAUUCGGAAAACUCCUCGGACGCCGCCCCAGUUUUCCUUGGAUCAAGAGUUGGAAGAAUUUGACGAGGGCAAAAAGAGAUCAGGUAUCGCGGCUCAGAAGAGAGCUGUGCAAUUGUCAAAGAAGGUUGGGACCUUUUCGACAUCAGGGUCUCGGCGCAACUCUAUAGAUACAUUGGUCUCGCCACAUUCCUCUGAGGGGCUUCGAGCUGCUGCCCGCUCUCACCAGUCGGGAUACGAAUCCGCAACCACCAGCGAAGAUGAAGAUGGUGUUGAGCCCGAACACAUGAAGCAUGCGAAGCAGCUGGUUCGUCAGCACACUAUCGGGCCUCGUGCAAACACUGUCCUUCGAGCCGAAGACUUAUACCACCUUGAGCCCGUCGCAUCUGGCCAUGUAACACCAGAGAACGAAGUUGAGAUUGAAGAUGAACAUGUACCUCGCCCUGCGAAAUUCAGAACUGGCGUGCUGGGUACGCUCCUCAAAGCCAAUGCUGCACGUGGUGCUGGUGCAGCUGCAGCUGCAGCUGCAGCUGCUCGAAACCCUAAAGCGACGGGUCAUGGGAGGAAUCCCAGCCAAGGCUCACUCAGUGCACCCUCGACUGCUGGGAACUCUCCUAUAGAAACACCUUCCAUGUCGGGGACAUCCACACCAAGGAGGUCGUGGUAUACCAAGCACAACAAUCAUUCUGUAACUUCGAUAUCCAAACUUAUUGAGUCUUCUUCCAUGCUUGCUACGCCCGGCCAAACCAGCAUGUCUCAGGAAAUGGAGGAGACGUACAAAAAAGUGCGUCCCAGCCUGGGUGGUCGUAAAACAUCUGACAACUCCAUUACUUCGGCAUUGAAGACGACGCUGGGAGGCAAAGCUCGAAGGACAGACGAGUACAAGAUCAAAAUCCACUUGGCUGGCACUUUAGCGCGCCAGGAUUAUCUGCGGAAGCUUUGCAAGGCAUUGAUGAUGUACGGCGCACCCACGCACCGUCUAGAGGAGUACAUGAGCAUGUCUGCCCGCGUCUUAGAAAUCGAAGCACAGUUCUUGUACAUGCCAGGAUGUAUGAUAAUCGCCUUCGACGACUCGUCAGUUCAUACGAGCGAGGUCAAACUCGUCCGUACCACCCAAGGCGUGGACCUAGGGAAAUUGAGAGAUGUCCACGAAAUCUACAAAGAUGUGGUACAUGACCGCAUUGGCGUUGAGGAAGCUACCCCCCUACUCGAAGCCAUCAUCGCUCGUAAGGCCAAGUUCAGUGCCUGGCUUCGUGUCCCCGUCUACGGCUUAGCCUCCGCGUCGGUCGGUCCGUUCGCUUUCCAAGCCCGCCCCAUUGAUUUGCCUUUCUGCUUCGUACUCGGCUGUCUGCUUGGAUGGCUUCAACUCAUUGUCGCUCCCGGCAAUGAGCUCAUCACUAACGUCUUCGAGAUUGGCGCAGCUGUAAUCACAUCCUUCCUUGCACGAGGGCUGGGCUCGAUCCCAGAUAAAAACGGCGAUCCUCUCUUCUGUUUCAGCGCCAUGGCACAAUCCUCUAUCGCCCUCAUCCUCCCAGGCUUCACUGUUCUUUCUGCUUCGCUCGAGCUGCAGAGCAGACAUCUGGUCGCUGGUAGUGUGCGAAUGGUCUACGCUAUCAUCUAUUCACUCUUCCUCGGUUUUGGCAUCACCAUUGGAACGGUUCUCUUCGGCAUGAUGUACAAGGAUGCAACCUCACAAACAACUUGCAAAGAUCCUAUGCCCUCGAACUGGUACUACCUCUUUGUGCUCGCCUUCGCUCUGUGCCUCAUGGUCAUCAACCAAGCCAAAGUCAAGCAAAUGCCAGCAAUGGCACUCAUCGCCGUCAUCGGAUACGUCGUCAACUCCAACUCGGCGCAAUUUUUCAAGAAUAACGCACAAGUUAGUAACACACUCGGCGCGCUCGCCAUAGGCAUCGCUGCCAACAUCCACGCGCGCUUUGGCCGCCACGUCGAGAACUGGAGUUUAGAUUUCUGGGAGCAGACCUGCCGCCCACGAUGGAUCAAACUACGAAAAGCCUUUGUGCGACGCUUCCGCUCUCUCCGCUCCCGCUUAUCAACUUCGAAUCGCCACCAACACCAAUUCUCCUCCCCUUUUUCCGAACAUAAAGGAACAUACACUGAUCACCACCACUUUUCGGACUCAUCUUCCUCCUCUCACACUCACUCUCGAGCCUCUUCCAUGUCCACAGCCUGCUCGGAGCCUUACCUCCCGCAUCAUCGCAAGAUUGGCUACGGCCUCGCCGCCGCCGCUAUGCUUCCUGCCAUUUUCGUGCAAGUGCCUUCUGGUCUCUCCGUUCAGGGUUCGCUCAUCUCUGGCAUCACUUCUGCGGACCAAAUCAUACGUAAUGCUACCGGCAACGGAACCGCAACUGUGCCAAUGCCUGCAGAGCCCGGCAGCAAUAUCAACAGUGUUGCAUUAAAUGUCGGAUUCUCGGUUAUUCAAAUUGCGAUUGGCAUUACGGUCGGCUUGUUUCUGGCUGCGCUGCUGGUCUAUCCGUUGGGGAAGAGGAGGAGUGGAUUGUUCAGCUUCUAG